AUGUAUAAAAUAUUAUUAAAAAUUAAUUUAGCAUCCAAAAUACUUCACCUGGAUCUGAUAUUGGAAAAUGCUGUUGAUUUGCUUAAAAACACAAUGGAAAAUAUGGGUAAAAUCCGUGAUAAUAUUAAUAUUUUGAUAGAAGAAACAAAUUCUAAAGCAUUACUGGGGGAUGUGACACUUGAUUUUUCUUGUAAACGAACAAGAAAAGUGAAAAAAUUGUUUGAUGAACUGUGUCAAGUUCAAUGUCUUUCGCAAGGAAAUCAUUAUUUUGAAACGCAAGAUUCAAUCGCUAUAUUGACACUGUUAUUACACAAUUAUAAAUAAUAUUUGUAGACCUUAUUGAAAUAAUUUAUUUAUUUAGUAGUAUUUUACGACUGACUGUAAUAUCUGAUGACCAAAUCAGUGAGAAUGCAAAACAAUUGGCGGAUAAAUUGCAGUACUUUAAUCCAGCAGAACUUACUAGCCACACAAAUUCAGUUAUUCAAAUUCCUAUUUGCUUCUGAACUUAAAUCUUAUAAAAGCGUUUUUGACAUAACUAAAUUACUAAUAAUAGAAAAUAAAAAUGUAAUUAAAUUUAACUAGCAUUUCCCUCAUUUAUUCCUUAUAUUACUGGAUACUGUAGCAAGUGUAAAGAGGACAUCCUUAAAACUAAAAAUAAUUUUAAAAUAUCUAAGAAGCACCAUAUCAUAAUACGACCUAGUGGUCUUGCGAUGGUUUCCAUAGUAAAUGAGCGAGCUAAAAAAAUGUAAGAUUGUUGGUGAAGACGUUUGCUCAAAAUUAAA
Molecule: messenger RNA, 782 nt
Organism: Cinara cedri
Lineage: Eukaryota; Metazoa; Arthropoda; Insecta; Hemiptera; Aphididae
Source: the annotation of a GenBank genome assembly